Messenger RNA from Dreissena polymorpha, 4966 nucleotides. RefSeq names its product synaptotagmin-B-like. Bases 773 to 2110 code for a protein of 445 amino acids. Gene Ontology annotation, molecular function: phosphatidylserine binding; syntaxin binding; clathrin binding. The transcript has 6 exons. Gene Ontology annotation, biological process: regulation of dopamine secretion; regulation of calcium ion-dependent exocytosis; calcium-ion regulated exocytosis. The record is from RefSeq and is a predicted model, not a curated record. NCBI's taxonomy places the organism in Eukaryota, Metazoa, Mollusca, Bivalvia, Myida, Dreissenidae.
GGACUUAUCUUUCCAUUAUAUAUCAUUAGAUACACAGGCUGUUGUUGAGUCCGCCGUCAUGCUGGGGGCUUCACGACACGAAAAAUGAAACCCGAACGAGGCCGUUUCUAAUUUGUGUUAUUUAAAAUCAAAACAAACGACGAGCAGUGCUCGUGAACAGUUGGAUAUUUAUUUUUUUUUGCGUUUUAGUCUGUUUUGGACAAUUAACCAGAAACUGUGGUGUAUUUGUGUUAAUCAACCCCAACUGGGACAUCAACGCUACGAAACAGCAUACAAUUUUGUGUUACACAUAAAUAUAAUUAAAAUGCGUUUUAUUUUUCUGAAUAAACAUGUUUAAUUUCGGCGAAAAUAUAUAUAUAUUGCUAUAAAAAAGAUACUUAAUGAAAAAAUUAAACCACGUUGAUCUCUUAUUUUUAAAAUGUAACUACAAAAUGUAUAUGGCACGAGGUAAAGGAUAUCAUGGCAUUUGAACAAGAGCGUAGGUGAGGGCAAUGGCUGACAAUCCCACUUUGUUCGCAAACAGCAUAACAUCAAAUAAAGCAGUUGUUUUAAUUAAAUGCUUAUUGGACUGUAAACGGAAUUUAAACUUUGAUCUCAACACAAAUUAGAAUAGUCUCUGCGAAAACUGAACUACAGCGAUGCCAAGACUUUGUGCAUUGCAGGUGUAGACAAAUUAAUAUAACUAUGUUCAUCUAAAAGUAAAAAAAAAUGGGAGAGACAAUUUUUUAUUUCCUGAUCCUAUGGUAGCGUGUCAGGGUGAACCGGAAGUAGAAUGUACAUCAUGACGGACCCGGCGACGGACCCCAACAUCGAGUACAUUGUGAUCACAUUCUGGGACAAGGUUGCAAUCGUGUGUGGAGCUGCUGGACUAUUUUUCGUGCUUCUGACGUGUAUGCUUUGUACUCUGUGUCCAGAGUGCUUCUGUCCCUGCUAUGCCGACAAAAAAAACAAGAAACUCCGCCGGGAUGUUACUCGCGCAGCGUCUCAAAGGUCGACCUCUAGCAGAGGAAGUUACGGGUCAACGGAAUCCGACUUUGUGUACGGUCCCUCUGACGUCACUGAUAGCGGACCAAUCAAAUGGACGCCACUUGACGUCAUCAGAGAGCAGGCCGGUGAUUGGUCAUCUGAUGCGAGCAGUGGCCAGGAUGUGAUAUUAUUAGAUAAAAACAAGAAGAGAAUUGCCGAUUUACCCAACGGCGUGCACAACGGUGACGUCAACAAACACAGCGGAUCCUCGCUUCAGAAGGGAAAAAUAGAUUUCGUCUUGAGUUACAUACUGUCAGAUGAGAAACUUAUUGUGAAAAUAAUAGAAGUACAAGAUCUUCAAUUGGCCGAUGGUGGCGAAUUAGCCAGUCCAUAUGUGAAAAUUCGAAUUUACCGCUCGCCGAAAGCAUUUUUCACUUUCCGGGAAGUCGUGAGAGCUGAUGCAGUAAUUAGUAACCUGGAAACUGAGGUGAGAACCCGGAUGAAGCGUCCCGGUGACGUCAUGACGUACAAAGAGUCAUUCGAGAUUGCUCUCGAAGCCGAGGCCUUGAGAUUCACCACAGUCCGUCUGCUGCUUUGCGACAUGGACAAGCUCUCGCGUCACGUGACCCUAGGCGAGACUUCAGUAAUUUUGAAGAAGGAGAAGUUGCAUACUGUUCACGAAUUAGCGUAUUCGAAAGACUUAAUGACACCUGUUAAGGAGCCCGUUGGUCGGGUCACGGUGGGGCUCAGCUACCUCCCGACCUCCGAGAAGCUCUAUCUGACCCUAGAGUGCCUGCAGGACCUGAAGAUCAUGGACAAGGUCACCGGGGCCACAGACGCUUGCGUCAAAAUCUACCUGAUGUACGAAGGAAAGCAACUAAAGCGAGUAAAGACCACGGUCCGGGCCGCCAGCAUUAAUCCAGUCUUCCACGAGAGUUUCUCUUUUGACGUCCCGAAAUCCGAGAUCGAUAAUGUAUAUUUCUCCAUUCUGGUGUGUCAUUACCACGCCGAGCAGAGGGGGACGAAAACCAUUGGGCGAGUGUAUCUGGGUACGAAUUUCGGGAGCGAAUCACGUGACUUGUGGAGUAACAUGCUGCAGAAUCCGCGCAAGAAGAUCGUGAAAUCGUUCGAAAUAACCAAUUGAUGUGAAAUUGACAUUAUGUGAUAUAUUCAUAUAGUGUGAAAAAACAACUUCCUCCAAAUAAUUUUUUUUCAUCGUUGCUUGUCAACCCUACAGUAUAAUACACAACUAUUUAUAUUUAGAUCUACCGGUGAUUAGAGCGUGUUCGUGCUGUUAAGGCGUGUUGAGUGUCUACACUUUUUCAUAUUCCAGUAGUAUAGUUAUACGGGUUAUUUAUUGGUCAAUGAAGUCAAUGGGGCAUUUUGAUGGAUAGAAAUUACAGUGAAUAACGUGGACGUGAAAGAGAUAAAUUGCUUGAAUGAAAGGUGUAUGUUGCAAUUAUUAACUAAGAUUUGUGACGUUUUUUUUUAUUGUAUGAAUUAUGUUAUGGCGAUAAAUUGAAAUUGUGUCUAUAAUAGCAGGUAUCUUGUUGAAAUCUGCCAAAUGUUGUAUGUACAUACUGUGGGUUUAAAUUACACUAGUAUAACAUUGAUCACCAACAAUUGAUUUCGUUCAAAAUAGUGUUAUCCUUUUAUUAUUCGAGCAAUUAUUGGGUGUUUAAGCCUUUGAGGAAUUCUUUGGAUAAAAUGUAUUUAAUUUUAAAAGUUAUUUUUUAUAAGAUAGUUUCAAAUAUUUAAUGUUGUUAUAUAUUUAGUUUUGACAUUUUAUCUUAUUGCUGCCAUGCUAAUGUACAAAUUAUUGGAUAUUUAUUUAAACCAAUAAUGGAACAAUUUUUACUUUUCGUCCAUUUUUCAUUUUAGAAACAUUUCUCGCGAAUGAAUACAAAUAUUGUUUUUGCUUAUUUUCACAUGCAUUACAAUGUUAUUAAUUUAGCGCGGCGAUAUAUUAUGAGAAAUAAGCAUACACUUUUGCAGCAUUUUCCCUUAUAACGAAAUGUUUUCUUCAAUAAGUAAACACGUGUCGCUAAGGUCGUCCGCAAAGAUCAGAGGUCUGUGCAGAAAUCUGUUGCUCUGUUAAUGGUACAAAAUCCAACUAAGUACAUAGGUGCAAUUAAACAUGAAUGCUGACUUCUUUAUAUAAAUAUUGGUUAUAAACACAUUCGGUUAGUUGAAUUUAAAUUGAUUAUAUUACAAGAUAAGUAUUGAUGCAAAGCAUCAAAGGGCGUCGGGAAUUUCAGUGUAAAAGGCACUCAAUGAAGUUACAUGGAACGAUUUUUUUUCUACUGUAAAUAUUAAUAUAUUGGCCGAUUAUUUUAAACAAAAUAGAAAAAGAUACUGGUAUAACCAUUAUCUAUGAUGUUGUGUUAUAACCCCCAAAUAACCAUUAUUUAUGAUGUUGUGUUAUAACUUCCAAAUAACCAUUAUCUAUGAUUUUGUGUUGUAAUCCCCAAAUAUUUUAUAGUUUAUUUUAUUUACAUUGGUUUCCUUUUUUUACUGGUUUCCGUGCGCAGUUUUCAUUAAUGGAACAGAACUGUGUAGGUUUUAAAAAUCUGCUUCAUCUUGUAAGCGUAAUAUCAUAUUUUUCUCAACUUCAAGGGGAGAUGAUUCUGAACGUAUUCUUACGUUGCUCAUUUACGAUAGGGGUUUAGUACUCAUUGAUAUGACAACACUGUAAAAGUUUGAAAAAAAAUUGAAUGAAAACUGUCAAUUGUAUAAAGAAGCUGCAUUUCGCAAUACUUUUAAAUUCAGUAAAAGAUAAUAGAUUAAUUGCUGUGAUAUUCAUCAUUUUCAAUAGGGUUCGAGUAAUACUGAUAUAAAAAUAGUUAACAAGUUUGGAAAGAUUCAGACGAAAGCUGUAAAAUCUUUUAAACAAGUGGAAAUUGUUUAUUUUGUCAAAUUUAAUAGAAAAAAAAUCUGGACUUAUUGUCCCGAUGUUUCUCAUUUAAAAUGAGGUAAAAAUGCUCAUUGAUAUGAAGACACUGUAAGUUUGGAAAGAAUCUGAUGAAAAAUGUUGACAUAAUCACCUAACCAAGCAGUUUUUCACUUUUAUUUUUAAAUUCAAAGAGACAUAAUUCUGGACUUAUGGUCCGAUAUUGCUCAUAUAGAGUUUGGGUUGGGUCCUCAUUGAUAAAAAAAAACCUGUGAAAGUUUGGGAACAAUCGGAUGAAAAUUUUGGACUUCGAACAAGGAUUUCAAAAUUUCUCAUCUUCUAAGGAAGAUAACUAUGGACGUAAUGGUUGGAUAAUGCUAAAGGGCCAAUACAACAUGGAUAGUAAUACGUGUCGCGCUUCGCGCUCUAUAUGUGGUUCUUAAAAAAACACUCCGAGGAGUGUUUGACUCUAGGGAAACGGGUUGCCGGGACACAGGUCCUCCUGGAUAAGCGGCUGCUUCUUUUAUCGCAACUCGUUGUUGCAAUCAAUAAUACGUGUCGCGCUUCGCGCUCUAUAUGUGGUAGGGAUAGGCCUAUGAUAGAAAACCAUAAACAUACAUGGAUAAUAAAUGUGUUGUUUGCAUUUAUUGGUUAAUAUAAAAACAAGUGUAUUUUUUAUAAGAUAUAUAAGUGAUGUAAGAAACUUUAAUUAACGUUGUCACCAUGUUGCAUCCAUUAAUUAAAAAAAAUGUCCAAUUGUAGUAAAAUGGAUUUUAAAAUGUCUACAUAAAAUAAAGCUUUAUUAUAUUUAUUAACCUGACUGAAAAAAUUGUCAGCCGCCGAACUGUUCCGUUCGUUCAUCAUUAGAUGACUGUUGCGUAAGCAACUUCAGUCAAACGCUCUCCCAACUGAGCUAUUCCCCCUGACAUUCUUUUAUGUACUGCUAUUUGAUGAAGUAGUAGUGUAUAGCGAUCGUUAUUAUAUGUCUAUUAAUAAACUAAUACAUUGUACGUUUUCGUACCACUACCUCUUCCAAUAAACUUGCUUGCGCGAUAGGUCGUCAAAUAUCGUAUUACAUUGAUUCUUCACUUAAUAAGCAAAUUAGAAAAA